GGUUUGUUGACUAUAUAUACAUUAUGUAACACUUCUUUCACGUACUCACCUGAAGUGCAUCGAAAAGUCCUGUUUUCUGCCCCUUAUCCCGUUAAUAGAAAUCUCUCAAAUUGCCCAGGUAACCUCUGCCGAUUUGGCAGGUAUUUUGGGCAGGCUAACCGUGGACGUCCUAGGAGGUAGAGAACGAUUGCUUGGAUGAUGGUGAUGAGUAGCACGGGAGGCUGGUACAUUUUUCCUAAUUCUCGGUGUGUUCUUGGUAUUCUCCAAUUCCUGAAUUUUUUGUAGAAUCUCCCACGACACGGUGGAUCCUACAUUUGGUGGUGGCUCAACAUCCCUUCGGUUCCUGAUGUCCAUCUCGAUUUCAUUUCUGAAGUUUUGAAGCUGCCUUGCAUGUCGAGGACUUAUAAGAUUUUUCUCCCGCAAAUCGAAGAAGACCAUCUUGUGGUUGUCGAUGUCCGCCUCAACCUCCUGUCUAGCAGAACGAGUACCAGAUUCCGAGAUUUUCCUCUUCUUGAGUGCAUUGAUCGUACGGCAACCCGUCUUAGACAGGUCAUCGUAGAUCAUCUUUGCAAGCUCCCGCCUCAUCACGGUACUAUAUUCAGCUUCUGGAUCCUUCCUGUAAGCACAUCUUCUGUUAUUUCUACGUAUCCUGCCAGGUUUGAGAUCGAACCAUGAAAAAAAUUAGUCAUAGUUGUAAACUUAUUCAUAACUGAAGUUAUGAACAAGUUUUGAGCAUUGGAUGGGAUUUGACUGAGACGAUAGCAAUCGUAAGGAUUUCGUAGACAUAACAGCCGGUUGAGUUUAUGUCCACCAGGUUACAUUUCCUAAACAAGAUGAAUACAGUCCCCG
This is a messenger RNA of Marchantia polymorpha subsp. ruderalis, 849 nucleotides long. NCBI's taxonomy places the organism in Eukaryota, Viridiplantae, Streptophyta, Marchantiopsida, Marchantiales, Marchantiaceae. The record is from the annotation of a GenBank genome assembly.